This is a messenger RNA of Sorghum bicolor (sorghum), 894 nucleotides long. RefSeq names its product B3 domain-containing protein Os03g0212300. Gene Ontology annotation, molecular function: DNA binding. Lineage: Eukaryota; Viridiplantae; Streptophyta; Magnoliopsida; Poales; Poaceae. Bases 1 to 894 code for a protein of 297 amino acids. The record is from RefSeq and is a predicted model, not a curated record. The transcript has 3 exons.
AUGGCGUCGCACGGCGGCGGCGGCGGCGGCCCGCACAAGUUCUUCAAGGUCCUGCUGCCCGGCUCCUUUGAGAUCAGCCUGUCCCUGCCGCCCAAGUUCGCGGCGAGCCUCGGCGUGUUGCGUUCAUGGCGCGCCGCCGCCAAGCUGCGGGACCACACGGGGAGGUCGUGGGACGUGGAACUCCGCCGAGACGCCGCCCACCGGGUAUGUUUCACGGGCGGCGGCUGGCGCGGCUUCGUCUCAGCCAACGCCGUCUCCGCCGGGCAGCUGCUGGUCUUCGAGCACCGCGGCGGCUUCGACUUCACCGUCGACCGGUUCGACGCCUCCGGCUGUUGUUGUGAAGAUGGAGGCGGACCUAUUAACAAAGUCGUUGAUGAGCACAUGACGACGAGAGGGACAGAGGCUGCGGCCGACAAGGAGUCCGGCAACAGCCGACGGCGGCCAGAGGCAGCGCCGGCGCCGUGCACCAGCGGCGUCAAGAGGAGGCGGCGGUCGCCCAGCACGGGCACGGGCACCACCGUCGUCUCCGGCGGCGAUGACGACGAGACGCUCUGCUGCCGCAUCGAGAGGCCCUACCAGCUGCGAAUCCUGGCCCUGAGCAAGAGCUUCUGCGACCGCGUCGGCUGGACGUCGUCGCGCGACGUCGUGCUCUGCGCCGCCGGUGACGGUGUCAGUGGCAGCAGGAAAGAGGAGAAGCGGUGGCAGGUGAGCGUGAAGAUGUCGGCCAAGAACGCCAUGAUUUGCGCAGGCUGGACGGAGUUUGCGCAGGACAACAGGCUCGCCGUCUCCGACGCCUGCAUCUUCGUGCCACUCCCUGCUCCAGCUUCAGGCUCCGACGACGUCCUUCAAGUCCACCUCCUCAGGGGCACACCUGUGGCCGCCUCUUGGACUUGA